AUGGCUUUCUGGCCAGGCCUGCAGCCCCCAGCCUUGCUCUACGUCGGCAAUACGUGCUCCGUCCAAGUGGUUAUUCGACUUGAAGACGUGGAAAGCUAUGAGACACAUUCCUCAGGUGUUAACAUAUAUGCCUACAAUCAGAAGCACUCGUUCACUGACUUUGUCGGUGAAUCCGGUGUGGCUUUCCUUUCUAACUACCUCCGACUAACCAAAAAGCCGAAUCCUGUCGGGGACUCCGGUGUUUCUUCUAAGCCCUCCUUCCGUCAGUCACCCGUUUUGGUCAAUGAAAAGGCCUCUAAUCCCCUCUUACCCAUCGAGCCUCCAACCAAACCUUCUAGGUCGAAAAAUGGGCUCUCUGCACGACAAUCUGUGUCUCCAGCUGACCCUUUGGCUUUCAAGUCUAUCACUGGUGACGGUGGUAGCAGCGGCGGUCUAUCGACCAUUUCCGAUGUGGCUUACAAAGCCUCCUGCAUUCCUCUCCUUCUUCUCACCCGAAUCCUUAGCUUCGCUGUUGCUAUGGCAACCAGCUCGCUGCAGGCGACUCCCUUUGGAUUUCAACCCCCCCGAGCUUUUACCAAAUUUAUCGCCUACAUAGUGCCGUCAAAAGUUGUUUUUGGUGGCAUUCCGAUUUCUGUGGUUUUCCUUAGUCCUUAUCCAAGACGUUUGGCAUUUCUCACUAUCUCCGUGGUUUACCUCUGCUACCGUCUUCAGCACAUUCCACUGGACGACUCAGUGGGAAUUAUUAACAGAAACACCUACGUCAACAGUAACGAAGCUGGAGAAGAAAAGUACGUGAUUCAGUCCUCAACUCGGCUGUUUCCAAUCCAUGGAAAUCCUUUCCCCACACCAAACCACCUCAAGAGAGGGAGUGUAGAGGGUGAGGAAGCUCUUCAGAAUCUACACAGCACACGUCCAGUUACUGACAUGGACUGGAAUCUACGAGAGGCCUCCCACCACGAUGCUCCUUGGCCAUCAUCCAUCAGUUGGAGUGUGAGUGGAUCCAUUCGAGGCAUCCGUCAACGGUUGGCGUGGCUCUUAUUGGCAUUGACAGCAUACAGAUUCCACAGUGCGGCAACGUCCGUGCUGGCUCUUUGCAUGGCUCCAACCACACACCCACCGUACCUACGCACUUCCCCUUCUUCUAAUGCCAACGCCACGAGACGCGACCACAACACUGAAAUGCACCGCGAAUUGAAGGAUGAGAACAAAAUCACACCGAAAAGACAUGGCCUGGUUUGUCUGGGUCUUUGGAUACAUCUACGUGUGUCCAUGAGCACAUUGUCAGGAGCCAUUCUCAUCCGCGGUUCACAAAGCCAAUCCACUUUCUGA
This is a messenger RNA of Echinococcus granulosus, 1329 nucleotides long. RefSeq lists its product as hypothetical. The record is from RefSeq and is a predicted model, not a curated record. The transcript has 8 exons. NCBI's taxonomy places the organism in Eukaryota, Metazoa, Platyhelminthes, Cestoda, Cyclophyllidea, Taeniidae. The coding region runs from base 1 to 1329 and encodes 442 amino acids.